AGUCCUGCCCUGCGCGCUGUUCCCACAUCACUCUCACAUGUCGCUGUGAUCGGCUGAGCCCGUCCUGUCCUCCUCUCCUCUCUCUGUGGGAUCAUUUCUGCUGCUGCUGAAGUCUCUCUGGAUAUUUACACGUCUCUACAGGCUGGCUCUCAUCGCCUCCUAGUGUGCAGCCCGGGCAUUGAAACAAUGUGAUUUUUGGGGGGGUGGAAAAGACUCCAACCACAGGAAAUCCUAUUUGAUAGCAUCAAAAGAAACAGCAGCUGACUGCCUCUGUCUUCUCAAGUUUUCAAUACAGAGAAAGAAUGCACAGUCUGAGGACUUUAUGACACUUUGUCUGUGGAUCUAAUCUUUAAAUCAAACAAUAGAAAGAAAAGAAAACCCCAAAUAUGGCCACAGAGUCUUUUCAUGCUGCCUAUGCUGCUGUAGCUCCGUCCACCAUCCCCAUGACCCCCUCCACAAGGAACCUGCUGAGGAUGUUUCGUGAGUACCAGAGUAACGCUGUGAUCUUGCAGCACUACAACUUCACAGGCAAACUGCAGGAGAACAAGUACAAAGAAGGACUCAAACCAGAGGCCAUCGCCUUUCUGCUGGUGUGCGUGCUCAUAGUCGUAGAAAACGCCGUGGUCCUUCUGGCGAUCUGGAAGAACAAGAAGUUCCACCUGCCCAUGUACUACCUCCUGGGCAACCUGACUCUCUCCGACCUGCUCGCAGGCUUCACCUACAUGGUGAACAUCAUAACAUCCGGCGCCAACACUUUAAGCAUGACCCCGGUGCUGUGGUUCCUGAGGGAGGGGGGCGUGUUCAUCAUGCUGGCCGCCUCCGUCAUCAGCCUGCUGGCCAUCGCCAUAGAGCGUCACGUUACCAUGGUGAGGAUGAAGCCGUACCAGGGGGACAAACAGGGGCGGAUGUUCGCUCUGAUCGGCGCCAGCUGGGUGCUGUCGGUGUUCCUGGGUGUCCUGCCGGUCCUGGGCUGGAACUGUAUGGGCCAGCUGGACCAGUGCUCCACGGUCCUGCCGCUGUACGCCAAGAGCUACAUCCUCUUCUGCAUCACCAUCUUCAGCGCCAUCCUCAUGUCCAUCGUGGUGCUGUAUGUCCGCAUCUUCCGCAUCGUCAAGUCCAACACCCAGCGCCUUGCUUCAGUUCCGCAGCGCAAAGGCCUCUACAGGAAGUCCCAGAAGUACAUGGCCCUGCUGAAGACGGUCACCAUCGUCCUGGGAGUCUUCAUCAUGUGCUGGCUGCCGCUCUUCAUCCUCCUCCUGCUGGACUUCUGCUGUCCGGCCAAACAGUGUGGCGUGCUCUUUAAGGCGGACUAUUUCCUGGGCAUCGCCAUGUUCAACUCCCUCCUCAACCCCAUCAUCUACACGCUGACCAGCAAGGACAUGAGGAAGGCCAUCCUCCGGCUGCUCUGCCGACACUGCCUCCUGACUAAGGAUGGGCAGGUGAAGAAGAUCGGCAUGCCCUUCCUGGAGUGCAGCACCAGCAAGGCGGACGCAGCCUCUCACAGACUGGAGGGACUGGAGACGACCGUGUCCUCCGGUAACUUUACACCCUCUCCCAUCAAAGCCAUUUACCCCAGGAUGUCUAAAACAUGACCACUUAACUGAGAGCAAGGACUCGGACAAAAGACUUGGCUGCUUGUCUCUAAUCUGAGCUGCACCUGAGCUCCAGGCGAGUUAACAGUGCAUGACAGGAGCUGAAGGUUUGUGUUGCACUCUGCCAGGCGUGAACGGAAUAAACCGGAUGUGUGUUAGAGACGUUUAAAUUGGGAGAAAGACAUUAACCUUGAGAGUUUUCUAAUCACAAAAAGCAGAAAUGUCAGAGCCUCAAAAGUAGGCGUCAGUUUCCUGUGGAAAAAAAAAACAGCGUUACAUUUAUUUCUAAGACACUGAGAACAUGGCCAGUAUGAAAAAAUAUCAUUUCAUUCUAUCAGUUUUCCACAUGAAAUGAAAUCAAAGACUGUGCAGACAUGAAUGCAGCUAAUUACGCUGUACAUCUGAUAAACUGGGCCCGAAGCCCGAGCAUGAGGGUUUGUCCUUAUCUCCUCUCCUUGUGUAGCACAUAAUGACAUGUUGUUACAAACACGGAGCAUCCACACCCAAAACCUGCUGCCAAACCCUUGUAAUUUCUGCCAUGUGAGUUUUGGUCAGCAGCAGUGCAGGGUAGAGGUCCCCUCGGCCGAGAUCAGAGGCUCAGUGGCCUGGAGACGCACUGAGGACGUCAUACGGAGGGCUGCGCAGAGCGGUUUGCAGCUCUGGAGGUCCCCUCACAACACAUGUAGCGACACAUGAUGAAUGACUUAAAGCAAUAAAGCAGACAGUGGAGGUUUGUUGACGCCUGACGGAGAAUAUCACAGUGAUGUGCUGUAGGUCCUGCACAAACAUUUUAAGUGGAAACAGACAACUUUUAAACUUUUCCCCCCUCAUAUUUCAAAGUGGUAUUAAUUUCAGUUUCAAUGUGCUUUAUUGGCGCCAAUGUCAGGUGAACAAUACUGCCACAGUGUCCAGGAUAACAUUAUCGUUGGCGCAGCUGUUGCAAAAACAACAGGAUUGCUUUUCGUUUCUCCUCAGAGCCUACCAUCUACCAAAGAGCUUCCAUGGUUAUUUCUGUGGUUCCCAUGGAUGUAUAAAGAGAACUGGAGAACUGUCGCUCCAGUGUCUGAUUUCGUGACAUUUAACACAACAGCAUCGGCCUCUAGUGAGACAUACAACAUACACAUUAACAGUGCUUUCUAAAUAAUAAUAAUAAUAAUAAUAAUAAUAAUAAUAACAAUAACAAUAAUAAUAAUAAUAGUAUUAACAUGUAGGUAUGGAGCUCCCAGAUGUCAUUGUUUUCCCAAAUUGGGGACAUUUUUGGCAGCUGUUAAUCUUUCAGUUAGCUGCUAACUGCUAACAGCUCCUUUAAAACUCCUGCAAUGGGUAGCACACAUAACAUGUCGUCAAAAGUCACAUCUGUGCCGCCCAUGAUCCCAUCAGACAUCAAUUCGGCUCUGUAACCACCUUCGAUACUAGCGAGACAACUCUGUCCCCCUAUUCCGCGAUUGUACCUUUCAUACAGAACGACAACGCGGCACAGCGGUGUGAAAUUCUCGCCUUGAAGAGGCAGUGUAAAAAAGGCUUCUGAAAGUUACUCAGUGGUGCCGGAAGCCAAAAAAGUUUGACUAUUCGGAUCUUCCAUAUCACUGGGCCCAUAGAGUAAACGCACCUGAGACUUCCACGGACUGAGCUAGCUACUUCCCCUUUAGCGCUUUCAGGGUUCCUAUGGCUUGAGGCAAAACUUUGAGACUUUUUUAAUGAAUUAAAUUUAAGACCAAUUUUUUACAAUGACCUAAAGUGAAGAAAAAAAAACGAAGUGAAAUUAGUUAUGAAGGGUGAGAAACAUUUUUAUAUAAAACGUUUAGUGUGACAUAAAACAUUACCUUUGGGGAAACACCUUCCAUUUCUUGGCGAUUCUGUGUUUCUCACUCUACAUGUGGGACUCUUGAGUAAUUUACGCACGUGGAGCCAAGAAAGUUCAACUUCCAUGUUGCAUUUUUAAGACUAUUGAAAGAUUGAUUUAAGAUGUUUUAAUACCAAUCAAAGCCUUUUUGUUAGAUUAGUGAAUCUGCAGGAACCCUGCUUCCGCUGACUUGAAUGUGGCUAAAUGAUUUAAUCGUGUGGCUCAUCUAGACUUAAGAAAUGUUAUCAGACUGAAUGGAUCAAACCCUGAUCAUGAAACGAGUCAUUUCACCGGGGUUGUGACUCUCAGAAAUACGUACCCACUGAUUUACAGGCAUCUCUUUCACAAUGUAGGUCAAUGGGAAAGUCUUUUGGGCCCAUGGCAUCAUGGGACAGACCCACAGGUUGUAACUCCACAGUUUGGCCACUAUGUCAAAUUGGCUUCAAAGCCCGGUGCUGUUUCUGGGGUUUGGUUGCGCCACUGUCCACCAUUUCCUCUCCAGGGGAUAGUGACUGCAGAGAGCUUAUAUUAAUACUCUUGGUAACUUGGGAAAGCUGCUGGGAAAAACAAAUGUUUUGUCCUCCUCCUGUUUUGGUUGCACGAUGGUUGACGCACUUCCUUUGUGCCGUCACUCGAGCCCUCAGAUCGAAUCCGGUGGCACACAGAAAGUGAAUGCGAAGCUUAUAGGGGAUCAGCCUAAACACAGAUGGUGUCAUUAUUCUACAGCCGUUAUGUGUGCAAUCAACAUUUAAUUCAUAAGUUAAAGCAAAAAAAAUCUCUUUCUAGUUGGAGAAAGUUUCCCAUGAAAUGAUAUGAAUCUGUUUUUCUAGUGAAAGAGCUCAGAUAUCAUCGUGUCCCACACAACAGCAACCUGUCAAAGCCCCAGACAUCAGACUGUGUGGGCUUCAAAGACCUGGGGAAUUUCACUGUGGUUAUAGUGACAUAAAAUGUAAAAAAUGCCAACUGUAAUAUUGUACAUAAAUGUAAAAAGAAAAAUAAUCUAUUACUGAUUUGUUUUGUAUACGGUGUAAAUAUCUAUAGUCUUCUCUGAGCUGCAUUUUGUAUUUGUAAAAACCUCACUUAAGUUAUGAUGUCACUUUUUAUAAGUGCACUGAAUAAAAACAUGUGAAUGAAGUUUAAA
Epinephelus lanceolatus (giant grouper) is the source of this 4576-nucleotide messenger RNA. RefSeq names its product sphingosine-1-phosphate receptor 5a (gene s1pr5a). Gene Ontology annotation, cellular component: membrane. Lineage: Eukaryota; Metazoa; Chordata; Actinopteri; Perciformes; Serranidae. Gene Ontology annotation, molecular function: sphingosine-1-phosphate receptor activity. The record is from RefSeq and is a predicted model, not a curated record. Gene Ontology annotation, biological process: G protein-coupled receptor signaling pathway.